AUGGCAAGAGUCGGACCAGAUACAUUCAAAAGAUUACAGAAUGAUCCAUCAUGCAUAAGGAACGUCUGUAUAGUCGCACAUGUGGAUCAUGGUAAGACAUCCUUAUCAGAUUCAUUAUUAGCUUCCAACGGUAUCAUAUCUCAAAGAUUAGCUGGUAAAAUUAGAUUUUUGGACGCAAGACCAGAUGAACAAUUACGUGGUAUUACUAUGGAAUCAUCAGCUAUUUCAUUAUAUUUUAGGGUCUUACAUAAACAGGAUGGGAAAGACGAACCAUUGGUUAAUGAACAUUUGGUUAAUUUGAUCGAUUCUCCUGGUCAUAUCGAUUUCUCAAGUGAAGUUAGUACAGCGUCAAGAUUGUGUGAUGGUGCUAUCGUGCUAGUUGAUGUGGUGGAAGGUGUUUGUUCUCAAACUAUAACUGUCUUGAGACAAUGCUGGACAGAAAAUUUAAAGCCUAUAUUAGUUUUGAAUAAGAUUGAUAGAUUGAUUAUGGAAUUACAAUUGACACCACAAGAAGCAUAUAUUCAUAUGAAUAAGAUUAUUGAACAAGUUAACUCCGUUCUGGGGUCAUUCUUUGCAGGUGAAAGACAAUUUGAAGAUGAAGAAUGGAGAGAACAAUUAGAACUUAAUAAAAAUGCCAAAUUUGUAGAAAAAGAUGAUUCAAAUAUCUACUUCAAUCCAAUGGAUAAUAACGUGAUUUUUGCCUCAGCAAUUGAUGGAUGGGGAUUCAAUAUUGGUCAAUUAGUUAAAUUUUAUGAACAGAAGUUAGGCGCAAAGAGAGAGAAUUUACAAAAAGUUCUUUGGGGUGAUUUCUUCAUGGAUCCUAGAACUAAAAAGAUAAUUAACAAUAAAAGUCUGAAAGGGAGAGCUUUGAAACCAUUGUUUGUUUCGUUAAUAUUGGACAAUAUUUGGAAAAUUUAUGAAAAUGUUAUUGUUGAAAGAAAUACUGAUAUGAUUGAAAAGAUAACGAAUGCUCUCCAAAUCAAGUUACAACCUCGUGAUUUAAGGUCAAAAGAUGACAAACAAUUAUUGAAAACGAUCAUGGGUCAAUGGUUACCAGUAAGUACAGCUGUCUUAUUAACAGUCAUUGAGAAAUUACCAUCUCCGUUGGAAUCUCAGCAUAAUAGAUUAGAUACAAUUUUAGGGAAAGACCAUGACAAAUCGCUGAUUGAUCCGACCUUACUGACCGCUAUGGAUAAAUGUGAUAGAGAUGGACCCGCCUCGUGCUUUUGUUCUCCAAGAUGCUUCCAUUCCAAGGGAAGAAUUACCAAUCCAGACAAGUGGCUCCCAUCUACCAAUGACCUGAUUGAAAAAAGUAGAAAGGCGAGAGAAGAAGUGUUGAAUGCAGCCAAACGCGCUGAAAUGGUUGAAAAGAUGAGUAACAUGAAUGUCACGGAUUCCCAGAAGGAACAAUCAGAGGAAGUUGAUAAUUUAUAUACAAGAGCUCAAGAUACUGUCGUAACGCCUGAAGUUGAACCUGAAGUUAAACCUAAGAAAAGAUUUAAUUCUGAACCAAUGAAAAAUACAACAGAAAAUGAUUCUUUCCAAAUUGUGACUGAGCCUGCCCCUGAAUUCGAUUUAGGUUUUGAAUAUGAAGAAGAUCCAGAAGAAGACCCAGAUACUGCUGUUGAUUUUAAUACAGAUUUUGUUCCAGAAAUAGAUUCAAGUGAUCCUCUGAAUUCUUUAUUUGAAUACGAAGAAGACGAUCCUUUCGCCCCAACAACAGAUACCGCUGCUUUACAGGAUGGAAAUGAAGGUGAAAAGAAAAUAGAUGAUGACCUGUUUGAUGAAACUGACGAAGUUUUGAUUGCUUUUGCUAGAAUAUAUAGCGGUUCCUUGAAAAUCGGUCAAGAAAUUUCCGUUUUAGGACCUAAAUAUAAUCCCAAACAUCCAAAUGAACAUAUUCAGAAGGCGACUAUUACUAAUUUAUACCUCUUCAUGGGUAAGGAGCUUCUCCCAUUAGAUGUUUGUCCAUCAGGAAAUAUCGUUGGUAUUGGUGGGUUAGCCGGGAAAGUCUUGAAAAACGGUACUUUAGUCGCAGAGGGUGUUCAAGGCAUUAAUCUUGCUGCAGUUGAUUUCCAUACGACCCCUAUUGUUCGUGUUGCUGUAGAGCCAGCCAACCCUGUUGAAAUGAAUAAACUAGCUCGUGGUUUGAAAUUAUUGAACCUAGCAGAUCCAUGUAUUGAAACAUAUAUGACUGAUACUGGUGAACAUAUCCUAUGUACAGCCGGUGAAUUGCAUCUGGAAAGAUGUUUAAAAGAUUUGAAAGAAAGGUUUGCUGGCAUAGAGAUUAGUCAUUCCGAACCUGCUAUUCCAUAUAGAGAAACGUUUUUGUCAACUUCUGAUAUGAAUCCACCGAAGAAUUCUAAUCUAGGUAGAGGAAUCACCGAAUUGACUUUAGGCCCAUAUAAGAUGAAGCUAGGAACAGUUCCAUUAUCUGAAGAUGUUACAGAUUUCUUAGAUAAGCAUGAAUCCGUUAUUAAAUCCAUCUUAAAUGGUUCUACAGGCCAUUUUGAGAAUCAGAAGGGUGCUAUUGAACAGAGAAUCUUUCUUGAAAAAUUACAAGAAGUCCUAGAGUCAGAUGAAAAGAAUAAAGGUUUAUAUGGAGAUUACCUAAAAAAAAUCGCAGCUUUGGGACCUCACAGAACUGGUUGUAAUAUUCUUGUUUCAGAAAAUGAGUUACUAGAUAGUUUAUUCGACUCUACUAUUCAUGGUAAGUUUGAAUUUACAGAUUCUAUACUUAAUGGGUUCCAAUUGUCAGUCAAUGAAGGACCUUUAGCAAAUGAACCGGUACAAGGUAUGUGUGUUAUAAUCGAAGAUAUACAUAUAAUGGAUGAUUCAGAAUUGGUAGCUAUUGAAGAUCCACAUUAUCAAGUUGAUAUUCCAAACUUGUCUGGUAGGUUUAUCACAGCUACUAGAGAUCAAAUUCAUGAAUCAUUCUUAGAUUGGUCUUCAAGAAUAAUGUGGGCUAUGUAUACAUGCGACAUUCAAACAUCUGUUGAAGUUCUGGGUAAAGUAUAUGCUGUUAUCCAACAAAGACAUGGGAAAAUCGUUUCUGAAGAAAUGAAGGAAGGUACUCCUUUUUUCCAAAUUAGAGCACAUAUUCCCGUAAUAGAAGCUUUUGGUUUAAGUGAAGAUAUUAGGAAGAGAACGUCAGGUUCUGCACAACCUCAACUUGUUUUCAAUGGCUUUGAAUGUAUCGACAUGGAUCCAUUCUGGGUUCCAACCACAGAGGAAGAACUAGAAGAAUUAGGUGAUACCGCUGAUAGAGAAAACAUAGCACGUAAACACAUGAAUGCUAUUAGAAGACGGAAAGGUUUAUUUAUCGAGGAAAAAGUUAUUCAAAAUGCAGAAAAGCAACGUACUUUGAAGAGAAAUUGA
Naumovozyma dairenensis CBS 421 is the source of this 3378-nucleotide messenger RNA. It is a transcript of the gene RIA1, whose product is annotated as GTPase RIA1. Gene Ontology annotation, molecular function: GTPase activity; GTP binding; ribosome binding. The record is from RefSeq and is a predicted model, not a curated record. The transcript has a single exon. NCBI's taxonomy places the organism in Eukaryota, Fungi, Ascomycota, Saccharomycetes, Saccharomycetales, Saccharomycetaceae. Gene Ontology annotation, biological process: cytosolic ribosome assembly. Bases 1 to 3378 code for a protein of 1125 amino acids. Gene Ontology annotation, cellular component: ribonucleoprotein complex; cytosol.